UUUUGUGGAAUAAUAUUCAGUUCCAAAGUAUUUAUAUGAAACAUGGAAGUCAAAGAAAAAGAGCACCCACUCACCCUGAAAGUGAUGCGUCUGACUCGGCCGUCACUCUUCUCCAGCAUCUCGGUGACCUGCGAUGCUCGUGACCUGCCAGCCGACCUGCUGAAUGCCGACCUGCGGCAGGACAUGGCCAUUCCCAGCGGCCUGCCAUAUACCGGCAUUGGGCAGGUCCUGCUUCUGCCGCAAAGUUUUGGGAACAUAUAUCUGGGGGAGAUGUUCUCGUGCUGCCUGUGUGUGCACAACAGCAGCGUCUCUGCCAUCCAGCAAGUCAACAUCAAGGCUGUGCUGCAGAUCGGCAGCGAGAGGGUUGCGCUGCUGGGCGGGGAGACGGAGGUGUUGCUGGAGCUACAGCCUGAUGACGUCACCAGUUCAACUAUUCAACAUGAAGUCAAAGAUGUCGGCACGCACAUCCUGGUGUGUGCGGUGAGCUACCUAGCAGCGUCAGGGGAGACUCUGAGCUUCCGCAAGUUCUACAAGUUCCAAGUGAUGAAACCUGUUGACAUCCGCACCCGCUUUGUCAACGUACAGGGAAGCUCGGACGUGCUGGUCGAGGCCGCCGUGGAGAACAUCACUUCAGCGCCCAUCUGCCUCGAGAGGGUCUCCAUGGAGCCCUCUCCGCUGUACCGGGUUGUGGCCUUGAACAGCCUACACCAAGACCCCCCUGUGGACCCCUCGAACCCUUUGAACCCCUCAAAUCCAUUGGACCCUUCGAAUCCAUCAAAAAUUUUGAACCCAUCAAAUCCUUCUACCCUUUCGAACCCCCCUAACCCCUUGAACCCCCCGAACCCCAGCAACCCGUUGUUUGGACCCCUGAACGUGGUAGCCCCCCAUGAGACCCGGCAGUACCUGUACCGCCUGACCCCCUCCGAGGGUCCAACCCUCACCCCCAGCCCUGAGGGCUCAGCGACCCUCGGCAAACUGGACCUUGUCUGGCGGUCCAACCUGGGCGACUCUGGCAGACUACAGACCAGCCAGUUCCAGCGCAGCGCUGGCGCCCCCCCAGCGGAGGUGGUGGUGAAGCUGCUCGAGUGUCCGGCCACCGUCACCCUGGAGCAGACCUUCGACGUGGUGCUGGGUGUCUGUAACACGGGGACUCGGACGCUGGCACUGCGGCUGGAGGCGCUGCCGGGCGCUGGCAGUGGCAGUGGCUGUGAGUGGCACUGCGUCGUCUGCCGCCCCCUGCCACCCCUCCUGCCUGGCGCCUGCCACCGUCUCACACUCACUGCACUGCCACUCAGGACUGGCAUUCAGAGGUUGUGCGGGGUGCGCCUGCGUGACGUGACCGCGCCGUCCGUCUGUCACGAGGUCAUAGGGUACGGCCACGUCCUGGUCACGCCUGACUCAUCUGAGUCACUUGACUCACUUGCUCUGACUCAUCACCUGCAGCAGCUCUGUGUCACUUGA
Messenger RNA from Hyalella azteca, 1461 nucleotides. Its product is annotated as trafficking protein particle complex subunit 13. The transcript has 10 exons. Gene Ontology annotation, cellular component: TRAPPIII protein complex. The record is from RefSeq and is a predicted model, not a curated record. NCBI's taxonomy places the organism in Eukaryota, Metazoa, Arthropoda, Malacostraca, Amphipoda, Hyalellidae. The coding region runs from base 43 to 1461 and encodes 472 amino acids.